AUGAAUUCAAGUGUGUUGAUGAAUGGUGAUGACAAUGAAAAAUCAUAUCCUCAAUAUAUCGCAAUUAUUGCAGCAUCGUUUGCUAUUUUAUUUUGUAUUAUUGGUACUUUAGGUAAUGGAUUAACUGUUAUUGCAUUUGCAAAAUAUAAAAAAUUACGUCGACAACCAACAACAAUAUUUAUUAUUAAUUUAACAAUAUCUGAUUUAAUGCUGUCAACAAUAUGUAUGCCAUCAUUGGCAAUUGAUUUUUUGACAAGUGACGUAAUUGAUGGUAUUUUGUGUAAAAUAUCUCCAAUGUUGUUUUAUGGAAAUUUCAGUGUGUCAUUAUUCAGUCUCAUGGCAAUUGCAAUCAAUAGAUACAUUUUGAUAGUCAAACCAGCAAUUCACAAUAAAAUUUAUACUACUAAAAAUAUAAUAAUAAUGCUCGCAUCAAUUUGGAUAUUUAGUUAUUCACUACUUUUACCAACAAUAUUUGAAAUAUGGGGUACUUUUGGUCUCGAUAAGAAAACAAUGAUUUGUGAAAUAUUGGAAAAAGAUGGUGAUUUUGCAAGUCCAAAAACAAUAUUAAUUAUCGUUGGAUUUUUUUUACCUUGUUCUGUUAUUAGUUUUUCCUAUUAUCGCAUUUAUCAAAAAAUCGAAGAAAGUCGUAAAAAAAUGUUAUCACAUUCACCAACUCAAACUAGAACAACAGCAGCAGUCUCAAGUAAAACAGACAGUCAAGAAACAAGAAUUACAAAGCUAAUGUUUACAAUAUUUAUUGGAUUUUUGGCAUGUUUUUUGCCAACAUUUUUGGUAAAUACAAUUGACUAUGAGGAAAAUUAUCCAAUUUUUCAUGUUGGUGAUUCAAUAACAUCAUGGGCUUCUGUUGUAAUAAAUCCAUUUAUUUACGUGAGUACAAAUAAACUCUACAGAACAGCUUAUCGAAAAAUAUUUUCACAAAUUUCUGAAGAGAGUGUUGUUACAAUUCAACAUCAUAACAAUAAUUCCAACAGACAACUUCAAGCUUCCACAAUGCAUCCAAUGACGUCUUCUACAGAAAAUAAUUCAUCUUAUGAUUCUGCUCCAAGCUCACCAAGUCCCCAAGGUGGUGGCUGA
Messenger RNA from Aphidius gifuensis, 1095 nucleotides. Its product is annotated as protein trapped in endoderm-1-like. Lineage: Eukaryota; Metazoa; Arthropoda; Insecta; Hymenoptera; Braconidae. Gene Ontology annotation, cellular component: membrane. The coding region runs from base 1 to 1095 and encodes 364 amino acids. Gene Ontology annotation, biological process: G protein-coupled receptor signaling pathway. The transcript is spliced from 4 exons. Gene Ontology annotation, molecular function: G protein-coupled receptor activity. The record is from RefSeq and is a predicted model, not a curated record.